This is a messenger RNA of Cucumis sativus (cucumber), 1255 nucleotides long. RefSeq names its product ricin B-like lectin R40G3. Bases 111 to 902 code for a protein of 263 amino acids. The record is from RefSeq and is a predicted model, not a curated record. The transcript is spliced from 4 exons. NCBI's taxonomy places the organism in Eukaryota, Viridiplantae, Streptophyta, Magnoliopsida, Cucurbitales, Cucurbitaceae.
UCGGAGAAAAUGAUACGCGGUUCCUCCUCAUUGGUUAUUCUGUCAUUUAUAUUCACCGGCAGUCGGUGACGUGCCUCUCCUCACCUGAAGAACUCCCAACAGAUCGGAAAAUGGCCUUCCCCUUUCACCACCACCACCGCCGUGACGACGAUGAAGACGGCGAACCUCCUUAUCCUCCACCGGGACACAGGCCGCCACACUCCGAUCCACCGCCUCCACUGGUUCCCCACAUCCACCACCACACUCACUACGGCCAGACUCCUCCGCCGCCUCCACCGUCUUACGUUGACUACCAGUCCAAUUUCUCUCCGGAACCGCCCGUUCCCAACUACGGAUACUCCUCUGGACCCCCGCCUCCGGUCGUGCACCACCACUCUCACAAUCCACACUCUCCCACUGUUAUUCACCAACACUCUCAUCAGUCCGAUUCUCCCUUCUCCAACAGACCAACAGUCAAGGUCUACGCCAAAGCAAACCCUAAUUUCUCUCUUGCAAUCCGCGACGGCAAAGUCGUACUCGUUCCUUCCGAUCCAGACGAUCCCGCUCAACACUGGUUCAAAGAUGAGAAAUACAGUACAAGGAUUAAGGAUGAGGAAGGAUGUCCCUGCUUUGCUCUGGUUAAUAAGGCCACCGGUCAGGCGAUGAAACAUUCCAUCGGAGCUUCUCAUCCGGUUCAGUUGACACGUUACGAACCAAAUGUUGUGGACGAGUCUGUACUGUGGACACAGAGCAAGGAAUUUGGGGAAGGAUACAGAGCCAUAAGAAUGGUGAAUAACGUUCACUUGAAUGUUGAUGCCUUUCAUGGAGACAGAUAUUCUGGUGGAAUUCAUGACGGCACCCAUAUUGUUCUGUGGAAAUGGAAGGAAGGAGAAAACCAACUAUGGAAGAUCGUACCCUACUGAGGAUGUGAUGAAAUGAAGGGGAUGCUAUUGUAUGCAAUGGAGUGUUGUAAUAAUGUGAUGUUGAGAAUAAAUUAAAGGUAUUCUCUUGGAUUUGAGAAGAAACCAUGUUUGUUGUUCAUGACAAAUUGGAAGUGUGGAGGCAUCAAUCAAAAAUAUACUUUUUGCUUUUGCUUUUGCUUUAGAUUUAGCUUUAGCAAUUAGCAUUAUUGGAUUUGGAUGGCUUUUACUUUUCACUCACAAUAUCCUCAACUAUGUUUAUUCCACAUUCUCUUCAUUUCAACCAAACUUACUGUGAAAUUAUGUAUCUUCUUCUGUUCCAUUUGAUGAUAAUGAUAGUAAUUAUAUUAUGUCCA